Molecule: messenger RNA, 835 nt
Organism: Caenorhabditis elegans
Lineage: Eukaryota; Metazoa; Nematoda; Chromadorea; Rhabditida; Rhabditidae
Gene: C42D8.9
Product: CUPID domain-containing protein
Exons: 2
Coding region: 6-734 (242 amino acids)
Source: RefSeq, marked reviewed
AGAAAAUGUCCGAAGACGAUUCCUCUCCGAUAAGAAUGCCUGUACGAGUCAAAAAUAUAUUCGAGCUUGCGAUUCCCAUUCAAGAGCUUCCGCCGGAUCCAGAUGCAGUCGCAAUGUCGCCCGAUACAUUUCGUUUGAAAGAGAAAGAAAUGGACGAUUUGCUUAUGAAUGCAAAAUGCGAAGAUGGAACUUCCAUGGCAUCCGUGGCAAAAUACAUACCAUCAAAAGCCACACUGAAGCGAAUGGAAGAAGAGGCGGCUGCAGCGAAGAAAACAUUACUUGCUCGGAAAGCUGCAAAGAUAGCGGAGCUGGAAGCAAGAAUUGAACAAUUACGGCGAGACUCGUUCGAUGACACCAGUAUUGAUGAAACGACCGACCUUGAUCAGCUAACGAUUUCCCGCCCAACGGCUGUUUUUGCGGAAACUGGAAAUAUCUCACUAGAUGGCACAAGCCAGACGGUCCAAAGAGCAUCGAUGUCCUCGCCGGGUAGUGUCACAGUGGUUUCAUCUCCGACGAUUGGUGUUUUGGCGGCAGCCCCUACAGCGAUUGGUGCGUUGAUGGGAGCAUCUCCUGGCGUUGGAGCUUUGGUCGCUGCAGCUCUUAAUCCUGUUCAACAAAACCCUUCGGAGAAAGAGGAUCCUGAUGGUGGUUCUCUUAGUACUGACUUUCACGUUGUACACGACGAACUGAAACACGCUAUGGCAUUGGACAAAUCUAUCAAACGGCACUGCUAGCGACGCUAUUUGUAUAAAUAUUUCCUUCAUUUCAAUUUUUUUUCCAAUUUUCAGUAAUGCAAUUUUUUUAAAAAGAAUAAAACAAUAGUUCAAAGUGAAAA